AUGAACCCAAGUCAAUCCACGAGCGACAAAUUUCCAUGCCUCGUUGGCGUCGAGAACUUCGACGUUUGGAAGACUCGCGCGUGCGCAACCCUCGAUGAUAAACGUCUCCACGUCUAUGCGAAGAAGCCCGACUACGACGGCAUCUCCGAUGAAGAGAACCACGACGAAAGUGACGAAGACCUCAAGCCACAGUCCGACUCCUACGAAGACUCUGGUGAUAACAUCGACACACCGACCGAGCGCGAAGACUUACCUGCGAUUCGCUCAUUCGGCCAUCGCCAAGGGCGCAAGCGCAAAGUGAAGCGUUAG
Phytophthora nicotianae INRA-310 is the source of this 309-nucleotide messenger RNA. RefSeq lists its product as hypothetical. The record is from RefSeq and is a predicted model, not a curated record. The transcript has 2 exons. NCBI's taxonomy places the organism in Eukaryota, Oomycota, Peronosporomycetes, Peronosporales, Peronosporaceae. Bases 1 to 309 code for a protein of 102 amino acids.